Molecule: messenger RNA, 1499 nt
Organism: Dothidotthia symphoricarpi CBS 119687
Lineage: Eukaryota; Fungi; Ascomycota; Dothideomycetes; Pleosporales; Dothidotthiaceae
Product: sure-like protein
Exons: 3
Coding region: 277-1314 (345 amino acids)
Cellular component (GO): P-body
Molecular function (GO): hydrolase activity
Source: RefSeq, a predicted model, not a curated record
CGUCUACCCAUGACGCAGGCACCGCAACUCGACACGCGGCGAAGACAUGACUUUUCGCGUGACGGCAAUGCCAACUUGCGACUGCAACGUUGAGAAGAUUCUGGUGUUGAAGAGAGUCGUUGUCAAUUGGUGACAUGGAUAGCGCGUUCGGGACAGCUCAGCACGUCACGUCGUCACACGUCGAUGCUGGCGUCUGCCCCUCCACGUCCGUGUUUACUCCACAACCUCUCCAUGACCGCAAGAUAGCCUCUCUAUCUCCAAGUUGAAGAACCAAAAAUGCAUAUUCUAAUCACCAACGACGAUGGCCCGCCUUCAGACCAAUCCUCGCCAUACGUGCACUCGCUGGUAACCUCCCUCCAAGCCCAAGGCCACACCAUCUCUGUCGUCCUCCCGCACACCCAACGCUCCUGGAUAGGCAAAGCGCACCUGGUCGGGAAAGCCGUAAAACCCACCUACUUCCGGCCACAGCCCCUUCGAACGACGUCAACAGGCAAGCUGACCAACAGCGGCACGACGCACACUUCUCCCCUGCCCGCCCACAGCACAGAAGAAGAAUGGGUGCUCGUCGACAGCACGCCAGCAUCCUGCGUCCAGAUUGGCCUGUACCACUACUUCAACGACCGGGGCCCAAUUGAUCUCGUCGUCAGCGGGCCAAACUACGGCCGCAACAGCACGGCCCUGUUCUCGCUGUCCUCGGGCACAGUGGGUGGCGCAAUGGAAGCAGCCGUCUGCGGCAUGAAGAGCAUCGCGCUGAGCUACGCCUUCUUCGACCGCAACCACGACGCGAGCAUUAUCACGGGCGCCUCUGCCCUCAGUGCGAAGAUAAUCCAAUACCUAUAUGAUAACUGGGACCCAGAAACACACUUGUACUCCGUCAACGUGCCGCUUGUCGAGAACGUCGGUGACAGGAAAGUCCUUUGGACGCACAUGCUGCAGAACAAGUGGAAAUCAGGAUCCUGCUUCCAGGUCGUGGAUGUCCCGCCCGACGCGGACGACACACCCGAGGACACGGAGAACGCGAUUCGCAAACAGGAGGAAAAGCUGGGCAAGGCGGAGCUGCGCGGGAACACGGAUGGUGUGCUGGAGAGUGAGACGAAUAGUGGGGCGGGAACGCCGUUGGACCGGCCCCAUGUGAGGUACACGCAUAAGCACUUCAAGUGGGCGCCUUCGUUCAAGGACGUGUAUGAGAGUGUUGAGGAGAGCGAGCCCGGGAAUGAUGGAUGGGCUGUUGCGCAGGGGUAUACGAGUGUGACGCCGUUGAAGGCGUGUUUUAUGCAUGUUGGGAGUGGCGUGCAGGGAGAGAUUAAGCUGUAGUGCAGUAGAGGGGAUCGAGCGUUGUGCAUGUGUUGGAGUAGGGAAUAUCAGUCGUUGUGCCAGAUGCAUACACAAACCUGGAAAUCACAUAUUGAACACUGCUCCCUCUCUCUCUCUUUCUCAAUUGGUCAAAAUGUUUGGAAUCCAGCUACCUUCUUCUUCUCUGCACACGACGCAACGAAACG